Messenger RNA from Babesia ovata, 327 nucleotides. RefSeq lists its product as uncharacterized. Bases 1 to 327 code for a protein of 108 amino acids. The transcript has 2 exons. Lineage: Eukaryota; Apicomplexa; Aconoidasida; Piroplasmida; Babesiidae. The record is from RefSeq and is a predicted model, not a curated record.
AUGAGGUGGGAGGCCCUGGUGCACGUCCAUGCGGUAGAGGCGUAUGACGAGGAUGUAGAGCGUGGCGGUGAGCCAGAGCGUGACGGUGGUGUAGAGGAAGGGGGCACGGAUGCGAUAGAGGAACUCGGGGAUGGUGUCGUGCGCCAGCUUGUGGAGAGGGUUCAUCUGCUUGACGACGACUUGCAGUGCUGUGCAGAGAUCCUGGCAUGUCCGCUUGCCUUGGUGGCCGCUGGUGGAGCCGGCGAGGCUGUGGGCGUCCCUGAGCGCGAAGCCGUACCGGAAGAGCGUGGGCGUGGUGGAGUCGCAGUCCACGAUGGAGGGGCAUGA